Mycena indigotica is the source of this 3150-nucleotide messenger RNA. RefSeq names its product NB-ARC domain-containing protein. The record is from RefSeq and is a predicted model, not a curated record. The transcript has 8 exons. Bases 1 to 3150 code for a protein of 1049 amino acids. Gene Ontology annotation, molecular function: protein binding. Lineage: Eukaryota; Fungi; Basidiomycota; Agaricomycetes; Agaricales; Mycenaceae. Gene Ontology annotation, biological process: cell surface receptor signaling pathway.
AUGGCUUCCGCAUUAACCGGUACGAACGUGCAAUUAGUCGGUCUUCGAUCGGCCCAGGUUGCGGCAGCGACUUUAGGAGCAGUCGCUUCCUUAUCUUCAACCCCGUUUCUUGCGACAACCGCGUCUAGCAGUCAAUCCGUGCUGGCAAGUCUACAGACGUUGAAAACCAACAAGCAGGAGAUAGGCCAACUUGCGAAAGAUGUGGCACAAAUCCUGAGUGGUAUUGUUGCCCUCGAAGUUGGUCGCGACAAGGACAGCAUGGUUGAACCCGAGCUAUUACAUGAAAUUGGGAAGUUUGCAGAGACAAUGAGCAAGUUCCAACUGUGGCUCGAUGCCUACCAGCGGACCAGCAAACUCCGUCGCCUAUUCCGUCAAUCUGAGGAAUCUGUGCAACUGCAGGCAUGCAAGAAGGGAGUUCAACAAGCUCUAAAUAUUUUCAAGAAAUACGCUGAAUUAGCGGUCUCUACCAACGUGGAAUCGAUGAUUCGAGACGCUCAAGCAAGACAUGACCAGCUCAUUGAGUUAAUGGGCUCCGACUCCGACAGCUCUUAUUCGGCACCAUUCUCUCUUUCUUACUCUGCGGGAAGUACUGGGUCACUGUCAUUAUUACCACCAGUUCCACAGCUCUUCAAUGGCCGUGAACGCGAACUCCGCCAAUUGAUCCAUCUGCUUUUGACUCAAGCUGCACGAGUGGCCAUCCUAGGCCCCGGCGGGAUGGGAAAGACAAGUCUUGCUGUCGCCACACUGCAUGAUGAGGAUAUAGUGAAGAAAUAUCCAAACCGACAUUUCAUUCCAUGCGACUCCGCAUUCACCGUUUCCCAUCUUACCACGAUCAUUGGCAUUAACCUUGGCCUUGAACCCGCAUUCCGGACGCGCCAGGGAAUCAUACGGCACCUUACGGAGAAAUCGUCAUCCUUGCUCGUCUUGGACAACUUCGAAACACCAUGGGAACCCCAAGAAAAUAGGCCCGGCGUUGAGGAUUUUGUCUCUGCCUUGUCUGAUAUUCCACAUGUGGCCCUUGUGAUGACCAUGCGAGGUACCGAGCGGCCUAGCAAGACGCUUUGGACGCGGCCAUUCAUGCCUCCUCUCGAACCGUUGUCAGACGUUGCUGCCCGCCAAACUUUCCUCGACAUUGUUGAUGAACAGGAUGAACCCGGAAUUGUCGAUGAUCUUCUCGCCCUGACGGACAAUGUCCCCCUUGCGGUCAACCUUGUCGCUCGAGUUGCCGCAGUUGAAGGCUCCGCAAAAACCCUUGAACGUUUCAAGGUAGAGAGGACAGCAACUUUGAUCGACGGAAACGACAAGCGGUCCAAUAUCGAGACUUCAAUCCGCAUAUCUCUAUCCAGUCCGCGAAUCAAAUCAUCUCCUCACGCACAAGAGCUUCUCAGUCUUGUGUCACUCUUACCUGACGGGGUUUUUGAUGUUGAUCUUCUUCAAAGUCGGCUGCCCAUUCCUGAUGUCCUUUCCCACAAGAUUAUUUUGAUUCGAACCUCGCUUGCCUAUGCAGACCCUUCAGGAAGGCUGCGUGUAUUGGCUCCCAUUCGAGAAUACAUCCAAGUUGCUCAUCCGCCAAUGCCUCUUACCUUACGUCGCCUCCGCCUCCACUUCCACAUCCUGUCGGAGUUGUGGGAUGCCUUCAUUCACCGGCGCAGCCUGAUGACCGACCUCUACCUCCGGCUCUCGUUGAACAUGGGAAACAUGCACCAAUUACUGAUCCGUGGUCUGGAUGACGAUCCGGUGGACCUAAAAAUCACCGCGCAGACGAUUCUAAGGCUGAAUUACUUCAGCCGGCUGAUGAGUCGAGGAAUCUCUCCAUUAUUUUCUCGAAUACCCGCCAUUCUUCCCUCAUUGGACGACGACUUCAUCGCUUUGCAGUAUCACAUCGCGGUGCUGCUCAGCUGGCAAUUCAUCAAAAUCGCCGAUCCGGACAACCUAAUUGAGACUGCAAUCUCCCUUUUGCCAAGACUGGAGCGACCAAGAUUAGAAGCUGCAUUAUAUAACGCGGCUGGGGAAUACUAUCUCGACUGCGCGCAUGAUUCUAAAAAAGCAAGACUGUUCUUUCAACGUGCACUUGUAUUGGGCAUCAAAUCGGACGAGAUGGUCCCUCAAGCACGUGCCAUUGGUGGAUUGGCUUUGCUCGAAUGGUUCCAGGGAAAUCAUAAGGAAUGCAUCCGUCUUGCGCGGGAGCAACAGCGAUUGGGAUAUUUAAUGGACAACACCAUUGCUGAAAUCAGUGGGAGUCGGCUCCGUGCAAUGGCCCUGACGGCCAUUGGCGAUUUCCGGGAAAGCGCCAGGGCCCUAACUGAAGGACGCGCAGCGAUAAUCAGGACUCAUAUGCUCAACUCACAAUACGACAGUAUGUUCAUGAACGUCGAAGCGGAAAUGCAUCUAGUCAAGACCGAGUAUCAAGAAGCACGCGAGUUGUAUGCGAAAAUUGAACGACAGUCCUCGGCAGUGUUUAGUCCGCAGACAUACGCAUACGCCGUCAUAGGCCUUGCUUUUGUCGACAUUGAGAUUGGCGUUCACCCUGACUUGAUUCUCGCUCACAUCAAGACUGCCCAUGAGCCACUUCAUCGGUCGAAUGAUCUUCGAGGGACGCAGAUAGUAGACCUUUGUGAGGGUUGCCUCUCAUUGCGGGAGGGCAAUAAGCUGCACGCCCGACAAACCCUUACUCGUCUUUUUGGUGAAUUCCGUGCUGACGACGAGGAAUGUACAUUCAUGUGUCUCACGAGACUGGCCGAUCCAACCAACCGUCUUCAUGACUUGGCGGAUGCUGUCCGCUGGGCUACUGUGUUUUUCGCGUUCGCUCAGCGCAAAAGCAAUCGACUGGCAAUACACCAAGCGCUCCGAUGUCUCGCUGAGGUCGCGAUUUGGGGCGGGGACAGAACCGAGGGCUUCAAUCUGCUCCAACUUGCAUUGGAGGGGUUUACUGCGAUGGACGUCCAUCACAGUCGAGCACAGUGUUUGGGCUCCCUGGCAAGGCUUGAACUUCGAAUGGGCAAUCGUAUGAAGGCGGAAGAGUUGUGGCGGACUGCACGGCCACUGUUUGAGCGUUGCCAUCAGUUGGACCAGGUAGAGCGCAUUAACACCUCGCUCUCUAAACUCGUGUUGUCUGACGGUGGCCGAGAUAGAGUAGUUGCACUCGCUUGA